Messenger RNA from Rhopilema esculentum, 8824 nucleotides. Its product is annotated as alpha-N-acetylglucosaminidase. NCBI's taxonomy places the organism in Eukaryota, Metazoa, Cnidaria, Scyphozoa, Rhizostomeae, Rhizostomatidae. The record is from RefSeq and is a predicted model, not a curated record.
GGGCAGCAGCAACCACACCUGGAAGCGAUUAAAUCACAUCGAGGCAUUUACAAUAGGACCCCUUCCUCCGAUUUUGCGGAAGUAGGAUGGUUUGGAAAAGACCGACAAGUGACGGUGUUUACAACAAUUAUGGCCAGAUUCUGUAAAGUGCAGGUUCUAGCUCCGGUUGUUAUCAAUAUUUUGCUUUGCAAUUUAGCGAUAACGUCAAGUGAAAAUACAGAAAAACAGAAUGUGGAAGAUUUAAUUGCAAGAAUUCUACCUGACAGAACCAAAGAAUUUUCAAUUGUAAUAGAUAAAGAAUACUUUGACGAUGAAAAUGUUGUACAUUUGGAUAGUUUCGAGUUUCAUACAGUCAAUAAAUCUAUUUUGCAAAUAACAGCCACAUCUGGCGUUGCAGCUGCGUGGGGCUUUAACCAUUACCUGAAAUAUUUUUGCAAUGCUCAUAUUUCAUGGAGUGGCAGCCAGCUGAACGUAUCAAAAACAUUACCGGCUGUCUCAAAGCCUGUUAAAGUCAGUUCUCCUAACAGAUAUAGAUACUAUCAAAAUGUCUGUACAUCAAGCUAUUCGUUUGUUUGGUGGAAUUGGUCAAGAUGGGAAAAGGAAAUUGACUGGAUGGCUCUCAAUGGAAUUAAUCUUCCAUUAGCAUUUACUGCACAAGAAGAAAUUUUCAGACGAGUUUACAAGGAGCUUGGUGUUACCCAGAAUGAACUAGAUGAACAUUUUGCAGGUCCAGCAUUUCUUGCCUGGGGAAGAAUGGGAAACAUGAGAGGCUGGGGUGGUCCUUUGCCAUAUCCAUCUUGGUAUAACAACCAGCUUGCACUGCAACAUAAGAUACUGAAGAGAAUGAGAGGUUUUGGAAUGAAACCGGUCCUUCCUGGUUUUGCUGGUCACAUACCACCUGCUAUUAUGAAGCUCCAUCCAGAUGCAAAGAUUAUGAGGCUUGGAGAUUGGGGAAAAUUCAACUCAACAUACUGUUGUACCUAUUUUCUUGACCCAAGUGAUCCGUUGUUCCAUAAAAUAGGUUCUAUGUUCAUCAAUGAACAGAUGAAGGAAUACAAUGGCACUGACCACAUAUACAAUGCUGACUCGUUUAAUGAGAUGACCCCACCUUCAAGUGACCCAGCUUAUCUGGCAUCUUCUAGUCAUUCAGUUUUAGAGGCAAUGCAAGCAGCAGAUCCAGAUGCCAUAUGGCUGAUGCAAGGAUGGCUUUUUCAGGACCGAGCGUUUUGGAAACAAACACAAAUCAAGGCCUUGCUCACAGGUGUUCCUGUAGGUAAAAUGAUCAUAUUGGACCUUUUUGCUGAAGUACAACCUAUAUGGAAGGAAACAGAAAGCUUCUAUGGUCAGCCAUUUAUUUGGUGCAUGCUUCAUAAUUUCGGUGGCAACCUUGGAUUGUACGGGAAGGUCGAGGAGGUGACUAGUGGCUCUAUUGAAGCACAUUCGACGAAAGGUUCAACCAUAAUCGGAACUGGGAUGGCGCCUGAAGGGAUCGAGCAAAACGAUUUUAUAUAUGACCUGAUGUCUGAAAUGGGUUGGCGGUCCACCAAGUUUGACGUGUACGAUUGGACAGAUGCUUACGCCGAGAGACGUUACGGUCUAAAGGACAAACGGACUCAGGCAGCUUGGAAAAUACUUCUUUCCACUGUUUAUAACUGUAGCGAUACCCAUUCUGAUCACAAUCAUGGAAUACCAGUGACAAGACCUACUUCAAUCAAUCUGAAAUAUGCUAUUUGGUAUAACAUCAAGGAUCUUAUCAGUGCCUGGAAGUUACUACUAGAUGCCUCUGACGAGUUUCAGCAGUCUGAAACCUACAGGUACGAUCUUGUUGAUGUUGGCCGUCAAGUUCUUCAAGAUAUAUCAUAUUCAAUUUAUAUGGAUAUUAUUCAAGCUUAUAAAGAUUCUGACCUGGUACAUGCUAGAAAUUCUACAAGUGCCUUGCUCGGAUUGUUGAAUGAUGCGGAUGAGUUGCUGUCUUCUGACAAACACUUCCUACUUGGAAGGUGGCUUGAAAGUGCAAAGAGCCUUGGCAAAACCAGUGCUGAGAAAUCCCUUUACGAAUUUAACGCCAGGAAUCAAAUAACAAUGUGGGGUCCUGAUGAUAAUAUUAAAGAUUACGCGAAUAAAAUGUGGGGUGGGUUGAUGCAUGGGUAUUACCGCAAGAGAUGGGAUAUUUUUUGUGACACCAUUCUUACGACUGUCGCACACAAAUUGCCUAUUGAUAUAAAGAAAUUGACAUCAAAUGUGAAGGAAUUUGAACGCAAUUGGAAUCACAUGUUAGAUUCAUACCCUGUUGAGCCAAGUGGCGAUGUUGUGGCAAUUUCGAAGCAUCUUUAUGCUAAGUAUGGAAACUCUGCUUUUGUUUGGUUACCUCAGCAUACGGAAUACAGAGAUAAUGGAAGCUGGCGAGAAGAUUAUAGUGGAAGAUCGUACAGUAUAUUUUGAUUGAAUUUGAAAAGAUUUGAAUUUAGUAACCCACCCAUUCCUACGAAAUUCCGCUAUUAUUGUUGUUUCCUAGCAUUAAUUUGAAUAAUUUUAUAAAAAUUCAUAUUUUACACAUUAAACAUUUGAUGAAAAGUUAGAUAAAAGACAAUAUACUGUGUAUCUUUCAAUAUAUGUCGACCAACAGUAAAGACGUGGUUGAGUUACAUCAGAAAUUUCAAGUAAGAAAUUUCAAUCGAAUUACAGGAAUGCAAGAAACUGACCUAUUGAGCAGAAUAUUUAUACGAAAAGAAACUGACCUUUUGGACAGAAUAUUUAUACGAAACACGCUUUACCUUCAAAGCCCCGUUUUGGGGGUUGUUUACCUCAUCAUAUUAUCUAUAGAAUCAGGAUUGCUUUUAGGUUACCAGUUUUAGUCUCAUAUUCAAAGAUACACAGUAAUCUAUCAAAAGAUAACUGUAAAAAAUAGAAAUAUGUAAACUAUCAUUCUGAAAAGAAAUAAAGAGUUGUUCACCACCUACUAAUAUUCAUAGAUGCGUGUUGUCAUCUUUUCUUUCUGCUUAAUUGAUAUAUGUUUACUGGCUGAAAUUGGCUGUCGUGUCAUUAGUUGUUAUUAAUUAUUGCUGGACUAAAUUUUUAAACGUUCUAGAAUAUGAAUAUCGUUUGAAAUAUGGCGUUAUCUCCAUUAAACUCAUACUAAAUCCUGUCUUAGUCUUAUUACGCAAAUAAUCUCGUGCCUGAGAACUUUUCGGACCUUUAAAGACCUUAGGAUAUAGAAAACCUUCGCAUUUCGUCAUUUUGUGCAGGUUCACUUGUUGAUGAGAAUUCCUUUUUUGGUGACAGUCGCAACAGCGAAAGGUAAUGAACUAAUGAUGCAAACGACCAGUGAACCAAUCUACCUUGUCGAUGGAAAAGUAACUAGCAGCAUGAGGAGCACUUUGGACCAACAGGCGUUGGACAACAGAUGACGAAUGCUCUGAAAAUGGACUUUUCCAAGUGGCCCUACAUUUCAAGGAAUUUAAAAACAAACUUAUUACUAGCUGCUUUAUUGUUCAUUAUACUGUGGAAGGAUCAAUGUAGUUGCCAACUUGCAGUUGGAACAAUGCAGCGAGUAAAGACCACUAAGAACCCUGCAUUUUUAAAAUGCUUGCGACUUUGUAGAAAGGUCGAAGUGGACUGUUAUUUUGAUUGUGGUAAAAACAACAAUGUAAAGUCACUGGUGAGUUAUGCUAUGUGGAAAAAAUGCACAGAUAGUUGUGAUAGAAACUACAAGGAAUGCAAGGUUCAGGAGGUAAAGCACGGAAAUGAUGCAAAGGGAUGGCAGUGAAUUCGAUCAAAUUAGAGAGAGACAAACAAAGUCGAUCAUAAUUCAAAUGAACUUUGUUUCCUUCAAAUGAAGAUUAUGGCAAUCGUGUAAAAUGAAAGGUAGCAAUAAAAUUGGGCAUCUAAUAUUUUACGGUUUUAUUUAAUCUAAAGUAUUUAUAUUUGGGUUGGUAAAUUCAUAAUGUAUAUUGCUUAGUUUUAUAUUUGGUUUGGGGAAUUCUGCAAAAUGUAUAUCUACAUAAAUUUUAGUUUUUUGCAUGAUUAGUGUAAGUAAAAAAGGUCCUAUGUUUUGUAAAAUAAAGAGAGUGAUCUGUAACAUUUGCCUUAAUCGCUUUAUAAAUGUGUUCUCGGCUUUGGAACAGAGGCAUUCUCCUUUUGAAACAAACGUUCAGGGGAUUUACGCCAUUUGCCCGCCUAAAUAAUUUUCUUAUUGGCUGAUCAAUUAUAUACUAUACACUUUUUUUGAAACGUAUACUUAAUUUCUAUUUUCCCCAUGUUCAUCAAUACUAAUUAUUUUGCCUAUAUCUGGGUGCAGAGUUUCCUUUUGUAAGAGGUUUAAGAAAAAGCACUUCUUUUCAAGCGUGGAAAAGACAAUCGUGGUCAGAGGCAGAACAAUAAGUACCCAACGACUUUUUGCCUGUGGUUUUUAAAUAACUUGUGCACAUGACCAUAUUAAAAAUGUAACUGAUGGGUGAGCCGUAAUUUUCAUUAUACUUUAUUUCAAGACUUUUUCGUUGGAGGAGGGCUCGUUGCGCAUAGCUGACUUUCCUCUCGCGGGACGAACGUCUUAUAUUACUUAUAUGGCAGAUACAAGCUCUAUGUGCUACCGAAACAUACCUUCAAGAUUAUCAAACUAUUUCACCCAGUGGCGGCGCCAGCUACUGCCGAGUGGGAGGGUAAUGGGCGUGGCCAGUGAGACCACGCCCUAAUUGCCUCGUUUCAGUGCUUUGUACCAGGUGAAAUUUCCUUAGGAAAUAUGAUCUACUCCUACCUAGUGCCUUUUAACCCGUUUUUAGAUGAAAUAUGUAGACCAUGUUUCGAAAAAAGUGGGGGGGGGGUAGUUACCCCUACCAUACCACCCCCUGGCGCCGCCACUGAUUUCACCAUGAAAUAUAGAAAAUAAUUACCCUCUUUACAUUCACAAAUAUUGAGGCAAUCAAAAUAAUUAUCCAAAUAAUCUUUUGGUUGUACAAAAAAUGAAAAUGGCUUUGAAAAAAGCUAACAUUUGAGUAAACUAAAGCUUUUUGUCUGCAACUCUUCAGUGUUUAAAACGUCAGAACAUAGUUCGAAAAGUCUACGCUAGAAAAUAUUAGACUGGAGGCAGUAGCGAAACAGAGGCUCAUUGAGUAAGUCUAAGGAAAUAUCACUGAUCUAUAAAAAGACUGGAUCGAGCUUCUAAUGUGACCAGAGUGUCGCCAUUCGAGAAGAGGGCCCCAGAACAGCCCAUGCGAGGAAACAGCCUUCUCUGUCACCCCUAGCAAUGUUUUCAGCUGCUCUGGUUUUGUUCUUUCUCAGCAAUUAUACACACGGCAUUGCAGCUCUCGCGUAUCCAUAUCGUUGAAGUAUUGGUUUUGAGGAAUGGCUUCCCGCUAUUGUUUGGGGCCCUUUUCCUUUGGAAAUUGAAUGGGCUUCCAACUUUGGUGUUUCAAGACAAUGGGAAGCUCGAUCCAGUCUUUUUUAUAGAUCAGUGGAAAAUAUGUAUACCCAAAUCCUAGCUGGCAACCCCGUAUUAUACACCUCUUCAAAAAAUCCCCCAUUCAAAGAUAAAGAUAAACCCUCCACAAUCUCGUACAAAAAAGUAGAUAAAGAUAAUGGCAAACGCAAGAUUUAGAGACAGACUAUGAUACUCUUUUCAUGAUAUUUCAAAUUUCGGGACUCGCGUUUUCCGAAUUCAAAACUUGUUCUUCAAGUUCCGCUUUUAAUUUGCCUGUAUUCUAUUUGGCUGAUUUUUUUUACUUGAACGACUGUCUAAAACUAAUGGAUCCAUUCGUGUAGGGUCAGCAGUUCUAAGGUACUCCUGCGCUUGAUAGAGCAUCAGAUAAUUUCUUUUAUUACCACCAGUAUAUCAAAUAAAUUGUGUUGAAUUUAUUCGACUGGACGAUGCAAUUGAAGUUUGCUGCCAGCACGAUUCAGAUGGAUCCACAAAGACAUCGCUAAAAUGAGAACUUUCACACAGCCUAUAGCAAUUGGUUGAAAACAAAAGCAGAUGUACCCCAAAGGCUCUUUACUAGGACCGUCAUUAUUCAAUACAUUCCUUGAUUAUUUCAUCUACAGGAACAAUUGGGGGUUAUCACAUUUGCCGGCUACAAUAUCAUUUUCUGUUUUGGUACUAGCUCUUAAAAUGUCGUUUCUUCAAAUCCCGAGAAAAAACUGAAAUUUUACCAAUAUUAACAAAAAGAGCUCUUGAACAUUGUGACUAGAGAUGAUCCAUAUAUAACUUUUGUAGGAUAACUCAUGUCUAGAUGUAGGGAACAAACAACACCCACUAAAAGGGGGAGGAACAAUGGCAAAAUAGACCCUAUUUCACCUACUGCUUUAAUAAAGUCAUCCUCUAAAUCAAUUCGGUGCUGGAGAGUUCUGGAGCCAUAAAGGACAGCUGGGUAGAUAACGUCACCUGAUAGCAAAUGGGUAUUCGGGUAUCUCGAAUUUUCGCUGCCGGCUAAAAACCAGCAAAGAUACGAAUUAUUAUGAAGCAAGAAAGAAAACAACUGUAGAGAGAUGUUUGAUAAUUCUUGACCUUCGACCAAAAGAGUGUACCUUGCUCCAAACACAGUUGAGGAAAGUAACAAGAUUUGAUGAGGUCUUUUUGAGCUUUGUGAUCCGUAUUUUGUUGCCAGUAUCAUGGCAAUGAUUUGCAAGCAUAAUAAAUUCUAUCAGUGAAGGGUACUGUACUGUGCCCCCUUUAUGGGGUUUUAAUAUAUAUUCCUGUCCCCUUGGGUACUUGAGUUGUAUUAGUGAUAGAUCUAGUUUUAAUGCUAGUUAAAUGCAGUGUCUAGGGCUGCAGGUAUGUCUUAUAUGCAAAGGUAGCUCGCUUCUACGGGUGUUUAGGGGGAAUAGGCCAGAACCGAAUAUUUCUGGAAAAUUACUGUGCAACAGUUAAAUGGCACAGAAUCUUGCCAUACUUCCCUGAGACAUCAAAAUUGCUAGGCAAAGCGGCAAAGUUCUCUAUAAAGUACAUUUCGAACUUACCUCAGGAAAAAUUUACAGAUUGCAUUCACGCGAAAGGAAUAAGACUGGUGCGAUUAUUCAAGCUUGUUAACGACAACCUGUAUCACUAAUUAGGGUUCACACAACAAGCUCAUUAUAUUUGUUCAACAAACACUCAGUGAGAAAAACAGACUUCGGUUACAAAUUACUUCUCGCUGUCAGUUUCAUGCCCCUAGCAGCUUCUAGGAACAGUACCUUUCACAUCACAGUGUAAAAAACUGAAACUUUUAAGGUUAUAAAAAUAAAUUGGAGAUUCCCUUUUGAGGCAGGGCUGUUACUUCCUGUAGUGAGGGCAAAAUCCACCGUAUGCAUAUCCCUGCCGUACAAUCAAAAUUUGAGUAAGCUGAUUGGUUCAAAAAUUUUAUAGUAUUGCAUUAAACAAAUUUAAUGCAUACUUACUAGAGUUAUUCACAAACAUCAGAAAGAUGUAUCUUCUAUUCAUUAAACUUAUCCUUAUCAACAUGUUCGUGCUACUUUGUUAUGCACGUGUACUAUGAUUCAUUGCGUGUCCCCUUCCAAAACAUGGGACAAGACCGUACUCCUUUCCAUGUUUAAAAUUUUCUCAUUAGUUCUUAGAGUUUUGACCUUUUUUAACUAGAAUUUUAAAACUCUCGAUGACUUUAUUGGAAGGUGAGAGCGCAACCACUGUAUGAGCCAAAAAUCUCAACCAACAAAGAACUAAAGCUAGUACAUUAGGCUUUCACUUAAUCACCUUAGGAAAUUUUAUUGAAACCUUCAGAAAGAAUCUAUGUUUCUUGGAGACAAAAGCAAAUCUCUCUCUUUAUACUUCCAAAGAUUAAAAAGACUUAAUUAAAGUUGCUUCAUAUCACCAGCUACUGUGCGCUUGAAACUGACCUUCCAACGGAAAAGAAGCAACAAAAACCCUGUUAUGGUCAAUUUCACGCUAGAAAUAAUAAAAAACCUUUGCAGAAAAGACAACACAGAAAGACUUGCAGCUGACUACCUUUUCGUUUUAUCCUUCUUACAUUAUUAAUGACAUUGAGACGAAACUUCAAUGUUAGCUACUGGAAACGUAUGCUUGCAGUGUUGAAGAAAACUGAGUGGAUGUGUGAAGCAUUUUACUUAUCUAAACAUUGUUUCGUGUUUCGCAGAUAUCUUACGCUAAAAUUUAAACUGUUUUUAAAAAUUCACGAUCAAAAACAUAAGGGGUAUAAAACAUGGACUCUUCGCCACUACAAACAUACGAACGAGUUUUUGAUGUGUCAUUUCAGCAACAGCAUGCUUACAUCGUGAGUUCCUAAAAUGGAAAUAAAAACAAUUUAAAGCUGCAUGCAUAAAUUAACAGAGAAAACCCACUAACGCUAGACUGAUGGCAGUGCGUGGUUACAAUAUUUUGACUUGCUUCGUAUUUUGAUGGUACAGUUAUUCAAAAUUAACUACUUAAAUACACAGGUGAAAGAAAAAAGCUAGUAAUCUACAACGUGGCGCCACAACAUAAAAAAGACAAACCUAAACAAUUUAGCAAAAUGCAUGCUUAAUUAAUGUUGAUUAAAAUCUUAUUGCUUAUUUUCAUUCAUAUGAAUUACUGAUGACCUUGAAAUGCCAGGCUUCUUCGUGCCAGGCAAGGCUUUGAAUAAGGCUGAUCAUUGGCGAGAGUUCAAUGGAUAGUACAAACUGAUCACAAACAUACCAUAAUAGCAUUGACGAUGUCAUUAUCGUUCUUCUUCAGAGCUUUAAUGGCUUUGUUUCUCGAAACACCUGCUUGGGUCAUAACAAGUUCAAUUUCUUUUUCUUCCACUCCAGUUGCAUCGACUUCUUCCUCAUCUGAUUCUUCGUUAUCAAGCUGUUGGGGUUUGUUGUCAGCUAAAGCUGUAGCUGGCUCUGGAGCUUUGAA